AUGACCGCGGCCGCAACCGCAACGGCUGCGACAGCAGCAAGUACCCCCAGCCAUGCCGCCGCCGCGCGCUCGUCGCCGCAAGCCGCCAAGCGCGUCAAGCCCGAUUUGCCUGACGAUAGUAACGUAGCCCCUACUGUGGCGCAACAGCAGUCUUCCAAAAGCGGUCCGGACGCAUCAAACAGCCAGGCUUCAGCACCUACACACACCCAGGUCUCGGUGACCACACAUGUCCGACCCGUGGCGCAGCCUCUGACAUCGCAGAACGCGCGUGACAAGAACAAGCCGGAGGAAGCAGACGAGGAGGACGAAAGCCUCACCUGUCCAAUUUGCUUCGAGGCUUGGACCUCGAGUGGGGAUCACCGGCAAGUGGCAUCGCUGGUGGCGCUCAAGUGCGGUCAUCUUUUUGGACGAGAGUGCAUCGAGCGACACUUGUCCAACACCAAGCGUUGCCCCAUGUGCCAGGAGACCGCCUUGCCUGUACACCUACGCCCUCUUUUUGCCAAGGUAGGCCGCUCCGACUAUGUUGGCUUGUUGGCGUUGUGCGUCGUUUAUCCGUCUUCACAGACUGCAUCCUUAUUGCGGUGGGAACGGGCGUUGUUGGCGUGGUGGUUCUGA
Messenger RNA from Monosiga brevicollis MX1, 615 nucleotides. RefSeq lists its product as uncharacterized. Gene Ontology annotation, cellular component: nucleus. Gene Ontology annotation, molecular function: ubiquitin protein ligase activity. Lineage: Eukaryota; Choanoflagellata; Craspedida; Salpingoecidae. Bases 1 to 615 code for a protein of 204 amino acids. The transcript is spliced from 2 exons. Gene Ontology annotation, biological process: interstrand cross-link repair; protein ubiquitination. The record is from RefSeq and is a predicted model, not a curated record.